ACUGCAGAUGAGUUUUGGACGGAGGGGCCUGCCGUAUGGGGGCGUGGCUACGCAGCCGCCGUCUGACAGGCGCAGUUCACGAGCCGGCAGUGGCUGCGGCGGACCCUUCGAGACCUCUCAUGGCUCAGCCCGGGACUCCGAACCUCAAUAACGAGGUUGUGAAGAUGAGAAAAGAAGUGAAGCGAGUCCGAGUUUUGGUUAUCCGAAAACUUGUCAGGAGUGUGAGCAGACUGAAGUCAAAAAAGGGUACUGAAGAUGCACUGUUAAAAAACCAGAGACGGGCACAACGAUUGCUUGAAGAAAUCCAUGCCAUGAAGGAAUUGAAACCUGAUACAGUAACUAAAUCUGCUCUUGGUGAUGAUAUCAACUUUGAAAAAACCUGCAAGAAGCCUGAUUCUACUGCACCUGAAAGAGCAAUUGCCAGACUAGCAAUGCACCCUCUUCUGAAGAAAAAGAUAGAUGUGCUAAAAGCUGCUGUCAAAGCUUUUAAAGAUGCAAGACAAAAUGUUGCUGAGGUUAAAUCAUCAAAGAAUGUUUCAGAAGAAAAUCAUUCCAAGGACACUUUGUGUUCAAAUGAUGAUACCAGUAAGGUACAACAUGAAGGAACUAUUAUCAGUGACCAAAAAGAGAAAGAAGCCAAAUUAUUGGCAAAGAAACCAAUACAUUCAAAAGCAAAAAUAUCCAAGAUGGAACAUGAACCCAAAGCAGUGGAUAUUCCAGUCUCUCCACCAAAGCCUUCUGAAAAGGAUCCUGUAGUUCCCUCUGAGCCCCAAAAGAUACCUGCUGACCGAAAAGGGAAAAUGUUACGUAAAACAAGAAAAAAGGGAGAGUCUGAUAACUCAUGUAGCGGUAGCAGUGAUGGAAAGGAAUUGCAUGAAGAAGAGAGGGAUUAUUUUGAUGAUAGCACUGAAGAAAGGUUUUAUAAACAGUCUUCCAUGUCUGAGGAAAGUGAUAGUGGUGAUGACUUCUUCAUUGGGAAAGUCAGACGGACACGAAAGAAGGAAAGUAGUUUCCAUGCUUCAGCUGAGGAACAAAAAACCAUCCAGAAAGUGUUACCUGAAGAAGAUAUAUUUGAAACCCAGCGGGGUAUAAAAAAUGACAAAAAUAAGCCAAAUACAGAAACAAGGAAAUUUGAAUCAGUGUUUUUCCAUUCUUUAUCUGGAUCUAAAAGCUCCAGAAGAAAUUACAGAGAGCAGGCUCCGAAAAGCAAAACCUCAGGUUUUCAAAAAAAUGAACCUCAGAUCAAGAAUCAGUUUAGUAGGAGUGCACAAAGAGGACUUGAUAGUACAAAACAGCAACCACAACUGCCUCUUCAUCCUUCAUGGGAAGCAAGCAGAAGGCGAAAAGAACAGCAAUCUAAAAUUGCUCUGUUUCAGGGGAAAAAAAUUACAUUUGAUGAUUGAUUAAUACCUCUUUUUGUGAACCUUGCCAUCUGAAAGUUAAUUCUCUUUCCUUCUUUUUUCUAAAUUACGAGCCCAUUAUUUAAACUAGUGUUUGAAUAAGCUUCCUUAGAGAGAUUAUAGGAAUAAGUUGUUGUUAUUUUUCUUUUUUUAAGUCUGUUCAAGUUGUGUUUACAUAAACCUGCCAUAAAUCAAACAUAUAAUUAAAUUGAUUCUUAACAAUAUUCCCAGACAGUUCCCUCUCUAAAAGAUUUUUGAGGUCAUAGCUGUCUCAGGUUUUCUCAUUAGUGCUUAUCAUGAAGUGUAUUUUAUUAGUUUAGCUCCAUGUGUCUUGCCUUGAAAAUAAAUUUUGGGGUAUAUUUAAAAUAAUGAAAAAUAUGAGGAAAUUCUAACUAUUUAUUUAAAAUAGAUCAUCUUUGCUAAAAGUUAUCCUUGUUAGCCAAACUGACAGUAACUUUUAACAUAGGUAUACAGAUAAGUUAUACAAAUAAAUACUGAUUUUUAUAGUUUUAAUGAUUGAUGAUCUCGUACUUUCUGACUGUUUUAAAAUCGUUUCCCAGGGCAAUUUUGGAUUUCUGAAUUAUGUUUCAGUAUUUUUAGGCAACAUACAUGUUUAACUGUAGCAAGACAACCAGAAAUGGAAUUUCUGUAUCACUGCAUAUAAAUAGUUCUGUUAAGUCAAGAAUGUGGAACAUGUAGUUAGUUACUUGACUAUAUGCUCAUUUAGAAACAUUUUUUGAGGAAUCAUAGACUGGAAGUUAAAAGAACAAAUUCUGAAGGAGGUAUGGUUGAAAGAGCAUUUCCACUGAUAGCUGAGUAGAGAGGUUUGACAUGACUUACUGAGGAAGGGACUACUCCAGACAUCUUAGCACUGUUAUUUAAAAGGAAAACAGGAUUUUAAAAACCCAUUUUAAGUUUAUACUUUUGCUACACUGGGACAGAUAAACAGUUCUUGGUUAACUUAGUAAAGAUAACUACAUUCCAUAUUUUCUAUGCAUAUCCUCAGGUACUGUCAAUGGCUGGAAAAACUUUCUAGUUAGCAGGAAUCCAUAAGCUCUGGAAAGCUAUUUCUUUUUUUCCCAAGAGCUUAAGAAUUUGAAUACUAGAGCAAUGAAAUUCAAGAGAUAAUGCAGAGAGAAAAUUAUGUUUGCUGUGUUGCAUGCAAAAUGUUUUUUCUCUUUUUUCUUUCCAGUUUUUCAAUUUUUAUUUUGACAUAAUUUCAAUAAUGUAAAAUUGAAGUUACUUUCAACUGAAAUUUUAAUUAUGGAAAAUUAUUACAGGAAAAGAAAAAUGUGUCUUUGCCUACCCAGAUUUAGCCAAACUGCAAGGUUGAGUACACUAUCUUACAGACUGCCAAGUCUCCCCAAGACUUCUUACCCCAACUGCAAGGAGUUAGAAUCCAACUACAAAGUUAGAGGGAUGAGCCCACAAAGACCAUGCUCACUUUCUUAGACUGGCUGCAGGUUUGGAGGUGAAGGAGAAGGUUGCAGGGGGAGGGUUCCCAAACAACCUCAGAUUUAAAAAUUUACAAGAUAUCUCCCAGAACUCACUGAAACCUAUUAUAUUCACAGGUAUAUAGUUUAUUAUGGAGAAAAGGUUUAUCAUAUAACCGGCCAAAGCAAGAGAUGCUAUAUAUGAAGGUUCUAAACACAAAGCUUCUGUUGUCCUGAGGGUGCAUUAUCAUCCUGGCAUCAGUAUGCAAAACAUAUUGCCCAUCUGAGAAGCUUACUUAAGCUUCAGUGUCCAGAAUUUUUAUUGUGGCUUCAGUAUACAGACAUGAUCAACUGAUGAUUGUUCCAAGUGGACUGAUAUCCCUUGACCCAAAGCCCCCAUCCUAGAUCACAUAGUUUGUUUUUUUUUAGUGUAGCUAACUUCUUACCUAAACAGACACUCCAGUCAGGUAAAACAGAUCUCCAUCCAGAAACCAUAGGCAAAGUUCCUCUCUUUGGGCAAGGCCAAGUUCUGCACCACACAAUAUCCUUCACCCCAGUUUCACCAGUACUAACGUUCACUGCAUUUGCUUUACUUUUGGCUCUCAUCCUCCCUCCCCUCACUUCCUCCUCCUCUUUUUCCUCUUCUCUUUCUUUCUCUAUUUCUGUCCAUUUCUUUCUUCCCCCUUUCUCCAUCUACUCUCUUCCUCUCACCUUUUCUCUCCCUCCAUUUCUUAUCCUCUCUCCUACCCUUUACAUCAGCUCUUUAAAAACAGUCAUUUUUAUUCUCUUGUAUUACCACAAUCCACUUAACAGAUUAUCAGGUUUUCCAAUUGUCCCAGUGUCUUUACAGCAACAGAAAAUCCAGGAUCAUGCCUUACAUGCAGUUUUCAUGUCUCUUUAGUUGGAAGUAGUUUCUGGGUCUCUCACUAUUUGAUGACACUGGCAUUUUUCAGAAGUACAGGCCAGUUUUGUUUUGCAUUGCCCCUUUAUGUGGGUUUUUCUCAUGUUCCCAUUACUAAAUUCAAGCUGGGUACUUUUGGUUGGGAAGAAGUCAUAGAAGCGGUGUUAAGUUUGUCCCAGGGCAUAUCAGGAGGUGGAUAAUGUGGCCUAUUGUUGGUGAUGUGAACUUUGCCUACUUGUUUGAAGUUACAUCCAUAAAGACUCUCCACUGUAAAGUUACUGCUUUCCUCUUUAUACUUAAUAUUUUUUUGAGGGGGAUACUUUGAGACUACAUAUAUAUCCUGUUCUGAAACUUUCAUGUGCUAUUUUAACACUGGUUCAUGAUUCUUACCUAAAGUAAUUAUUGCAAUAGUAGUUGUAAAUGAUAGUUUUAAAAAAAAAUUCAUCUUGAGUCUACAUUUAUUUAUUAACCAACUUUUUAUAAUAAGAAGGAGCUUUCCUUUCUCCCCUCUUCUAUUUUUAAGUUUAUUCCUGUGUGAUCUAUGGAUACCUCUUUCAUCCUAUUUGUACUUAUUUUUUUAGUUGAAUAUUUUUUAUUACUUCAUUUUAUCUAUUAUUAGCUUAUAAGUUUUAUAAUACAUACCUUUCAUUUAUCACAGUUUAACUUCAACUAGUUUAUGCUACUUUACAUAGAGCCUAUGUACCUUAAUACAUAAUACUUGAAUUUCCUUCCUCCCAGCCUUUUACAAUUCUUUACACACAUUUUGCAUCUACAUAUAAUGGUACAAUACAUUAUUUUUGCUCUAGUAUUCCAUUUGUCUUUUAUCAUGUUUGUGUUUUUCUGUACUUCCUUGAACAUGUGGAACAUUAAUAGCUGUUUUAAUGAUUUUGCAUGCAGUAGCACUCAAUCUGGGGCAAGUUUUACCCUCAGGGAAUAUCUAGAGAUAUUUUGGAUGUGAAUCUGGGGGAGGGGAGUUACAUCUAAUGGAUAUAGGCCAGGAAUGCUGCUAAACAUUCUAUAGUAUAUACAACAAAGAAUUGUCCGGCCCAAAAUGUCAGUAGUGCUAAGGUUGAGAAACCUUGUUCUAAGGCUCAUUUAGCUCCACUGGAGUCAUUGCCAUUCUAGAACUCUACCUGAUGCUUUCUAUUAGGAAAUCUUCCUGUUGUGUCUGGUGAGAACACAAACUAUACCUGGGCAUGUGUAGUUCCCUGGGAUUGUUCCACCAACUCCUUUCUAGUGACUUUUCCCACUACUGGCCUUGGUAGAUUCUUGGGUCACAUUGCCCAGGUCAGUUUUACACCAUCGACUUGAGGGGAACCUCUGUAGAUCUUCAGAGCACUUUCUGUGCAUCUUCUUCCACUCUAGUCUUUUGUCUUCUUUCUUCUAGUCUUCUUUCUCCUAGUAUUUUGCCUCCAAAAUUCUAGUCACAUCAGCCUAUCUAAACUCUGAAUUUUAGGUCUUCCAAUAAGGCCACUGGGCUAUUUUGGGUGUUCCUUCCCCUUGCACUAUAGUUCUGAAACUUUUCAGACAGUGAUCUGAAGUACUCAUUUUUCUUUCUCUCAGGUAUUACUGUCCUAUACUGCUUUUUGUGCAUAGUCUGAAAACCUCUGUUUUUAUAUAUUUUUUAGAGUUUUCUAGUUAUGUAAUAUAGAAAGGCAAAUCUAGUCCCUGUUAUUACAUAACAGUCAGAAACACAAGUCCAUUAUUUUGAUGCUGAAGUUUACCUUAAUUUGGCUGGUGGGAGCCUUCUCCAGCCAUCUCCUGUGUUAUUUUGUCAUGUAAGUCCUUUUUCUGUGAGAAAAAUGGCUCCCAUUAUCUGCAGUAUAUUUACUUACUGUCUUAACCCUAGAAUACACAGAAGUUAGUUUCAGAAUUGCUAAUCAACCCCUCUGCAAAAUAGAAGUCUACUAAUGAAAAUUCAAUAUAUGUUUAGUUUUCUUUUUUCUUUAGCCUAAGAGCAUACCAUAUCACAACUAAGUCUGAGACUCACUCGGGAUGAUGUCAGCAAAAAUGACAAGAGUGAGGACAGCUAGAAGUUGUCUCCAUAAAAACCAAUUAGAGAACUUAUUGUCACAAGCAACUUUUUCAGAACUGUGGAAUUAAUGAAAAUCUUAUAACAAUCCAGAAGUGUUAUUCAAGAAAAAUGGCUGAAUCUUGGUAAAAACAGUCAUCUGUGUGAUAUUUUAGCUUGCCCUGUUCUCAUCUCCCACUCCCUAGAUCCAUGGUAGUCUUGAAAACCAAGAGUUCACAAUCACAGUCAAACUGGCAGCCUGGCAGCACCUGGAAUGGGCAGAAAAGGAUUAGGGUUUCUUCAAAGAUACAUUCCCUGAGAACUUUAUUUGGUUUGUUAGUUCACUGGAAAACCCCACAUGCAAGUCUGUCUUGAGAAGCUAUUUUCUUGAGAUCGCUUUUAAAAGACAUGUAUAGCCAGUGUUUAACAUCGUGGCUGUCUGUGGUAGCGAAUAACAAUUGGGACAAACAAGAAGUUCAUCAAAAAGCUUAAAAGGAAAUCUGGAGAAUUCAUUAUCCAUAAAUAUUCAUAAGUUUGGCAUCUUUGGUAAGUUCUGACAUAUUUCUUGGAAAUAAGGAAAUCACGUGCAUGUACAGGGCUGCUUGUAUGUUCGGGAAAAAGCUGAGAAGACCCUAAUCUCACCUCUGGCUGACCUUGAGGUUUUGUCAACCUCCUGGUUAAGUGUUGAAGGUGUACCCCAACACGCACACAGAGCACCUCAGCAAAAUCAAAAGUGUUGAUCCCAGGCAUUUAAGACAAUCUGUCCAGUUAUUAGUAACCACUAAGCUAAUGAAGUAGAGACUUCAGUGGCCAUACACAACAAAAAAUACAGACUUCACAAAAAUAGUUCACAAACUCACCAAACAACAAAAACAAAACCCUGAGGACAGGGUAAUACCUGAUUUCAGGAGGUGCACUAUUAUAUUUUAAAUGUCCAGUUUUCAGUAAAACAUUAGACAUCUGCAGAAAUAGGGCCAUAUGCAGAAGGAAAAAAGCAGUAUGUAGAAACCGUUCCUGAGGAGGCCUGGACUUUGGAUUCGUUCAACAAAGACGUUAAUUAAGCUAUUUUAAGUAUGUUCAAAGGGUCAAAGGAAACGACGUCUAAAGAGCUAAAAGUCUGAGAACAAUGUCAUUAAAUAGAAAAUAUCAGUGAUGUGCCAGAAAUAAUAUAUUGAGACAAAAAUUUAGAAGUUGAAAAGUAUAGUAACAAAUGAAAAAUGAGGGCUCAAUAAAAGAUUUGAGCAGGCAAAAGAAAGAUUUGGUAAACUUCAAAAUAGACCCAUUGAGAUUAUCCAGUCUGAGCAAUAGGAAAAGAAAAAAGAAUAGAUCCUCAAAGACUUGUGGAAUGCCAUGAAGUGUAUCAACACUGGCAUAAUGGGAGUUUCAUAUGACAUCACAUUUCCUCUCAGCUGUAUACCCCAAGAGAAGUGAAAACAUUCAAACAAGAACUUGAACAAAAGUGUUCAUAGUAGCAUUAUCCACAGUAGCAAAGAAGACGAAACAACCCAAAUAAUCCACAAACUGAUGACUGGACAAACAAGUGAUAUAUAUAUAUACCACAGAAUAUUCAGCCAUAAAAAGGAGUGGAGUAUUGAUACAUGGUAUGGCAUGAAUGAAGUCUGAAAACAUCAUGCUAAGAAAGAAGCCAAGCACAAAAUGUGGUUCCACUUACAUAAAAUAUCCAGAAUAGGUAAAUCCAUAGCAACCUAAAGUAGAUUAGUGAUUGCUAGGGGCUGGGGGAGGGAGGAGGAGUGAGUGACUGAUAAUGGGUAUUCUAUUUCUUUUUGAACUGAUGAAUGUGCUCUGAAAUUGGAGGUCAUGUUGGUUGCACAACUCUGAAUAUACAAGAGUCCACUGAAUCGUGCAUUUUAAAAGAGUGAAUAUUAUGGUAUGUGAAUUGUAUCUUAAUUUUAAAAACACUAAAAAGUUAGCCUGAUUAGUUGCCUUUUCUCUUGUUGCCCACCCAUCCCCUAUAGAUAAGCAAUUUCAUUAGUCUCUGAUGUAUCCUUCCUGUGUAUCUAUUUGCACAGAUGAAUAAAUAUAUGUAUUUAUAUUUUC
Molecule: messenger RNA, 7803 nt
Organism: Manis pentadactyla (Chinese pangolin)
Lineage: Eukaryota; Metazoa; Chordata; Mammalia; Pholidota; Manidae
Gene: SRFBP1
Product: serum response factor binding protein 1
Exons: 8
Coding region: 36-1403 (455 amino acids)
Biological process (GO): maturation of SSU-rRNA
Cellular component (GO): nucleus; 90S preribosome
Source: RefSeq, a predicted model, not a curated record